CUCAAAAAAUUCCUCAGAGCACUCCUUCUCAAGAUAUAUCGGUUAUAAAUAACAAAAACUUUCAUUCAUUCCAGAAUGUUCAAGAUCCACUCAGCCUUUUAGAUGUUUUUUUUUGUUUGGUAUUGAAAUAAACAAUUACCAAACACCAUUGCUACUGUUGUGUAUCAUAUAAUGAAAUAUAAUAUAAAUAUAGCUUUGUUUUGCUUUUUAUCGUUGUAAAUUAAACAUUUAUUUUUAUGUGCAUUGGAUUGGAACAUGAAAGUGUCAUUGUCAGUUUCUGUUAAGUGCAUUAUCUAUGGUUCCUGUCAUUGCAAAUACAAAUGAUAUGAAAAUUAUUGAUAAUAUUUUAUUUUCGGCAAUUUCAAAAACUUUUAAUUUGUGAUAAUACGACAGAAACAAAUCAAAGUAUCAGUACAGUGAAGAUGAUGCAGCAUCAAUAUUGGGUUACUAAAAAGACUGUUCUGAAAAAGCUGGGAACUAAAGAAGACGAAUGUAUCGUUUCUUCCGACGCCGAACUGGACGCGAAAUUAGAGUUAUUCCGAUCAAUAUCUGACAGCUGUUUGCAAUUACAACGCGUAUUAGACCAAUACCAAGAGCGAAUAUGUAUUCUGGCUCAAGAAGAAAAUGCUUUGGGGAAAUUUCUCCGAGAUUCUGGAAAAAACGCUGACGCGUCAGGGAAACACAUGAUUUCCGCUGGAAAAGCGAUAUCAUACUGUGGGCAGCAGCGGCUAUCAAUUAGAUCGCCAUUGCUAAGGCUUUAUCAUGAAGUGGAAACAUUUCGAGGUCGAGCUGUGAGUGAUAUGCGAGCUACUGUGUCUGCCAUGGAGAAGGCGAGAUUAGAGUAUCGUGCAGCAUUGAGUUGGAUGAAAUCGACAAGUGCUCAGCUAGACCCUGAUACAGGUCGUGGCCUCGAUAAUUUCCGAAAGGCACAACGUCAAGUACGUGAGAGUAAAAAAAUAUUUGAUAAAUUGACACUUGAUGUACUGCAAAAGAUUGAUCUGUUAGCAGCAGCACGAUGCAACAUGUUUUCACAUGUGUUAUCAAAUUACCAAGCUUCAUUUGUAACAUUUGUUACUAAAGUAUCUCAAACUUUAGAAGCAACAGCAGAUUCUAUGAAUAAUAAUCCACAGUAUGAAUUCUGCAUACUAAAAGAACUUUCACAAAGUUUGGGAGAGAGCGAGACUAAGGAGGUGGUGCCCCAAGAUAAAGAUCAGAUGCUGUUUUUCCAGGAUGAAUAUAAAGACGAGAAACCGAAAAACGUGAACUUAGAUAAGCAACUUUCCAAUGAAAAAUCAUCAACACUUGACAACAAAGAAGGGAUCGCUUCUGUAAAUCUGGUAGAUACAAAUCUAGUAAAUACAGAAACAGAAGAAAAUGUAGGAGGAACACUUUCAGAUUUGGCUGGGUUGCAUCUAGGCUGUGGUGAUGGACAGUCCAACUUUGGUGCUUUUAUGCCAUCUCAACUGUUGCAAGACUUGACUUCUCCAAAUAUUCUGCAAGGACCAUUAGCACCGACCAGCACUAACAAUAACCAACCAAAGAACGCAGAUAACAUAGUGAAACCUAAUUUACCAGAUCCGAAAAAAAGUGAUAAAGAUGCAUGGUUUAAGCUAUUUGCUGAAUUGGAUCCACUUGCUAAUCCUGACAAUUUACCGGGUACAAAUAGCAACCAGAGUCAUGCGGCUUAAAAUCAAUUGUUUAAGAAUUUAAAGGGUGCAUUUUGAACACAUUAUAUUGGCGUGUAUUUUGGAAUCAUUAUGAAUGCUUGAUAAAAUACAUGAGGUUGUUACAAAUUUAUCAUUUCACAUAGAUAAUUGAGUCGACUAUUAUCAAAGCCGGCAAUCUGACUUUUGGACAAUGAUUGGUAAAUCAGAAAAACGAAUUAUUGCCUUUGUAUUCCAUUGGCAGUCACAAAACUCUUCGGAACGACAUCUUAGAUAAAUAACAGGUUAACUGUUAACCUUUAUUUAAUGCAGGUUUUGAACCGUAUUCUUUGAAGGAGACUAUUAUAUUCAAAUCAAUCUGAAUUGACAUACCAAUAAAAAAAAUUUGUCCAAAUACACAGAUUGCCACCUUUGAUAAUAGACGACUCAAUUAUCCCUCAUCUAUUAUACACAUUUAUACAACUGAGUAUCUUUUUUCCCGAGUCUUUGAUGAAUGAAACCUUAUCUUUUGUUUGGACAGCAUUCACAAUAAUAACUUUAUUUUAUAAAAUAUAAGUUCUAAUUAAUAUAAUGCCAAUUUAGAUUAGGUUAUUGACCAAUUUAUUUGGAUAUCAAAUACCUAGUCUACAUUUUUUAAAGUCUGUAAUGGAUUUCAACAUUAUACUUUCUUAUCCGUCCUGCUUGCGAAUGUCAAUGAGUAACAAAGUGAGCAAGACUGAAUGUAAAAGAAAUCAGUAUAUUAAUAUUUUGCAAAACAUACCAAAACCUUUAGUAAAGUUAUAUGGAUGUAUUGAAGUUACCAAAGAAUUUUAAGUAUGCUAUAUCUACUUAUUUAUAAAUUGUACUGUUUUAUAAUAUAAUUGUGCUAGUUUUGGAUGGGUAUGUUAUAUCAAUAAUUAAUUGGUUUCUUUUAUUGUGUUCUACAUGCUAUUAAAUACUUUAAAUUUAAAUGCUUAUAAAAAUGUAUAUGGAAAAUUAUCAUGCAGUAGCAUGCUAUAUUGAAAAUAUAAUAUUUUAAUCAAAAAUUAUUAGUUAGCAUUAAUCGAUAUUAGAGAGCUUGAUUAUACUAAUAAUUAAUGUGUUUAUUUAUCAACCUGGACUUAAAAUUGACUUAAUAGUGAUCAUGGUUCUUUCACUACUCCAAAAGUGUUUCAAAAAAGAAUCGAAAACGUAAUUCUUUUAAUACAAUUUUUAUUAGGGAAAUUUAAUAGAAAUCAAGAUUAAAAAAUAUAUUAAAUUAUAUAGGUAACAAACUGCAUUCGUGAAAUGUAAUUUGAAGUCAUUCGAUUUCCAAUUACAUAAAUAGUGAACGAAAAACUGAAAAAAAUGUAUGAAUGACAUGCAUACCUACAUGUACCUAUAUAGAAGAAAAAUAGUAUUAAAUUUGCACAUUUAUGCUAGUCUUAUUUCUAUGUUUAAAUAUUCAUUUUUAUGGAUUUUUUAUUUUAGUUUUAGUAACUAUUUGCAUUAUAUUAAUAUUAUAUUUGCUAGUAGAAACUUGGAUCUGUCAUAUUUUAAUCCGCGUUUGUCUUAUCCCUGUUUGUUAUGAUAUAAAGUUGUAUGCAACAAAAUUAUAUAA
Bombyx mori (domestic silkworm) is the source of this 3243-nucleotide messenger RNA. RefSeq names its product islet cell autoantigen 1 (gene ICA69). The coding region runs from base 423 to 1688 and encodes 421 amino acids. NCBI's taxonomy places the organism in Eukaryota, Metazoa, Arthropoda, Insecta, Lepidoptera, Bombycidae. The record is from RefSeq and is a predicted model, not a curated record. The transcript has 4 exons. Gene Ontology annotation, cellular component: Golgi apparatus. Gene Ontology annotation, molecular function: protein domain specific binding. Gene Ontology annotation, biological process: regulation of transport.